UGUGUUAAAUGUGGGGAAACUGAAGCCGCCCAGUGGGGGUACGGGUCUCACUCAAGGUCUAGAGAAGGGCCAGUGGCCUCCCCUCUUAAGAGUCAGAAACCCUUUGGUUAAUUAUCCAUUGACAAUAUCCUGGACAGACCUGCGCAGGUGUAUUUUCACUAGUUGGCCUCUGAUUCCUCCACUCCAUCCCUCAAGACUCCAGGCCACGUUCCUGCUGAAGGGAGCCUGGGGCCCCCAGAGAGCUGUCAGGAAGAGUCCACUGUGUCCAAUGAGGUCACAAAGCCCGCCCCUCGCAGGCCCCUCCCCCAGGCCAGGGCUGACCACCCCCAAAGGGCCAUGGCCAGGCCCUGGGGAAGCUCCACCCCCUAGGACCACUGGGCUCCGGCAUCUCUGAAGCCCAAAGGGCCAGGGCCGGUGGCUGGUGGGGGGCUGGGCAGGCCACACGCCAGGGCACCGGGUCGCUGGCUCCACGCCGCAGAUGACCCACCCUUUCUGCAGCCACCAUGAACUGGCUUCGGAACAUCAAGGGCACGGAGACACGCCAGGGACCCCCGGCAUGGGUCCCCACUCUGGGCGAGCUGCAGAAGACCCUCCGGAAGGGCGAGUACCUGCCCCUCUGCCCGCUGCCCAUGUUCGAGAGCAACUUUGUCCAGGUGACCAAUCGAGGGGCCCCAGUGUGCAUUCACCACAAAACCCACCGUGUGACCAUGGGCAUGGCCGCCUCCCUGCCGGCCCUGAGGCUGCCAGACAUCCUGUUCAUCGCUCAGCCUGCCGAGGGCAGGGAGGGCUCCAGCCUCGCCCUCACCAGGUGCCUCCAUCCUGCCAUCCCCAGCGGCCCCGCCCCCCCACCUGCCCUGCGGCCUCCAACUCCUGCCUCCUCCAGGAUGAUCCCUCUGGACCUGGCCCACCUCUGUGUCCACGACCUGUCCACCUGGCGCCUGAAGCUGCACCUGGUCACAGGCCGUUAUUACUACCUGGAGCUGGACGCCCCUGACAGGGAGGGGGGCUUCCUGUUUGACUGCUGGGUCCGCCUCAUCAAACUGCUCCGGGAGCCUGCUGACACCUGGACCCCCAGGACCCUGCCAACCCCCCUCAGCAACCUGGCCAGGACAGCAACUCCAGCCUCCACCUGGAGCCUCCAGGACCAGCCCCAGAGCAGACGCUCAGUCAUGAUUAUUGAGCCCACCUUUCCUUAUAAGAUGCAGGCAUCUCAGAGGCAGAAGAAGGCCAAGCCGCUCAAGCACCCAGUCAGGUCUCAGGCUGUGGGCGACUCCGUGCCCCUCAUCUGGUCGAAGUUGAAGCAUGAUACUAGAAAGAAAUCCGCAGAGAAGAGGUCCCAGCCAGGUGUCUCCCUUGACCGACCUCAGCCCCAGAUCCAGGCUUCCAAGAAACCCAGCAUCACCAGCGGGACCACCUCCGGCGUCAUGUCCAAUACCACCGACCAUGUGCAGCCUUCCCCCCAGGCAGCUGGCCCCGGGUCUGAGGGGGAGGCUGGGGGAGGGCCCCGGGCUGAGGGAGAAGGGCUAGGGGCCUGGGUCUGUGCGUCUCCCUUGGCCCUGACCAUUCUUCCUCUCCCCUCCAUCCACCUACAGGUUUGCUCAUCUUAUUGUCACGUGGGCACGGUCCAGGUAGGGUUAGUUGAGACCCCGAUACACUGUAUCUCAGACAAUGGCCAUGAUGCUCCCUUGCUGGGCUCCUGUGACCACCUGGAUAUGCACCUGUGGCAGGAGGACACUGAAGAACUGACGGACCCUGAAUCCAGAACCUUGUCCUCUUCCCCUCUCUGCCCACGCGCCACCUCUCCACACUUCUACCUCUCUGCCCCCUCCUCCUCCUUCCCCAGGUGCACUGGAAAAGCCAGGCCUCUGGGCUCUGCACAGAGGCUACAGCCUCCGCCCUUCCAGAAGAUCCCAUCCACAGUCCCUGCUGCCUCUCGGAAGGUUCCAUUUCUCCUUGACCACUCUCGCAAGGUCUCGGCUGCACAUGCCCCAUCCCAUGAGGCCCUGGCUGUACCUGCUACUCCCCAGAAGGCCCCAGUCGCACCGGUCCCAUCUCGGAAGGCCCAGCCUAUAACAGCUGUUUCCCAGAAGGCCCCAGACUUACCUGCCCCAUUUCAGAAGGCUCCACCUGCAUCCUCAAAAGCCGUCCCAAACAGGAAAUCUUUGUGCAUUCCAACCCUCUCCCAGAGGGCUCUGACCUCACCUACACAAUACCAGUUAACACUGGACCCUGCCAAUUUGGGCAUGUUGCCCAUGGAAAGUCAUGGAGGGGGUGUGCUUGAGAGAAGCGGGCUUGUAGGGAAGCCAGAGUCACCCAGGAUGCUGGUGGGCACCCAGGAGACAAACACGGUAGAGGCGAGGACUCAGAAGACAUUCCUGGAGCUGCCUUCCCCCACCACCCAGAGGGAGUCGGAGGAGGUCCUGACCAGCAAAACCCAGGAGAUCAGCCUGGACAGCUCGAAGGGCAGGGGCAGGUUGGAGGACAGGGUCCACAGGGUGAAGGAGAAGAUAUCUGUGGGCAUACCUGGCUUUAAAUCCAAGGAGGUGGGGCAGCAGAAGAGGGUCAAGACCCAGGAGCCAGCUGUUGAGGAGGCCGUGCAGGAGCACAGGAGGCCCUUCUUGGUGGAGAGUCUUGCCCUUGCCAAGCUGAUGUUCAUGGCCAACUCGAAGGAGCUGCCCUCGAGACUAGCGGUGGUCAGUCUGCCCUCCUGGUUCUCAGCACCCCACCCCCGCCGGUGUCUGCUGUGUCAACUGUGGGCACAGGGCCCCUCAGCCCCAGCCAGGUGUCCUUGCUGGAGGGGACAGCAGUGGCAGUGGGACGAUGUAUCUGAGUUACCUGUCUCGCUGAUCCCUGUCUCAAAGAUGGAGGCCGAGGUAUCCCGACAGCCCAGGGGAGGAUCUCAAGAGACCGGGAAGAUGCCAGACCAGCACAUCACGGCCACAGCAGGGUUAUCUUUGGAGAUUCUUUCACGCACGCUCUUGGAAACUGAGAAUAUGGGAGACACGGCCCCCAAGGAGGACACUACCGAAGAGGAGCUGGGCGGCUCCACUCUGCGUAGGUAUUUGGGGUGAUGGCUAACAUGUGCCAUUGACUCCAUUACCUGCAAGGGAGAGACAAUCGUUCCCUCUCUCCACGUUUGCUUGUGCACUCAAUAUAUAGUGAGUGUCAGCUAUGUGCCAGACAUUGUUGUAGGCACUAGGGAUACAGCACCGCGCGGUUUGGGGAGGAUGUGCCCCUGGAAUCUUGCGGGAGGAGCCCAGGGAUGCUGGUGAACAUCAUAGUGCACAGGACAGUCCCACAGCAAAGAGUGGUCCCGCACAAAAUGUCAGGAGCACUGGAGCUGGGAACUCUGACAGGAAAAAUAAGUGAAUUAUUUGUAAGACAGAAGGUUGUAGUUCUGUCGGAAAAAGAGCAGGAUAGGGGAGAUUAGGAGUGGGGGCAGCUAGGCUCCAGUACUGGAUGGGAUGGCCCAGGGGUGCCUCAGUAAGCUGCUGUCAUUUGUGUAAAGACCUGAAGGAGGUGAGGGAGGAAGCGUGUGCACAUCUGGGAAAAAUGUGCUUGCUGCAGAAGGAACAGCCACUACAAAGGCCCUGAGGCAGGGGUGUGCUCAAUGUGGUGGA
This is a messenger RNA of Manis pentadactyla (Chinese pangolin), 3620 nucleotides long. It is a transcript of the gene GARIN5B, whose product is annotated as golgi associated RAB2 interactor family member 5B. Bases 504 to 3071 code for a protein of 855 amino acids. Gene Ontology annotation, cellular component: nucleus. NCBI's taxonomy places the organism in Eukaryota, Metazoa, Chordata, Mammalia, Pholidota, Manidae. The record is from RefSeq and is a predicted model, not a curated record. The transcript has 9 exons.